Limulus polyphemus (Atlantic horseshoe crab) is the source of this 2427-nucleotide messenger RNA. RefSeq names its product synaptic vesicle membrane protein VAT-1 homolog-like. The coding region runs from base 61 to 1320 and encodes 419 amino acids. NCBI's taxonomy places the organism in Eukaryota, Metazoa, Arthropoda, Merostomata, Xiphosura, Limulidae. The transcript has 10 exons. The record is from RefSeq and is a predicted model, not a curated record. Gene Ontology annotation, molecular function: zinc ion binding; oxidoreductase activity.
UUGACGGAAACGUUAGACCGGUCUAGGUAAUUGUAAGGUAGGUUAUACAACUUAAAAAGUAUGGCAGACGCUGGUGCAGGAGAUAAAACCGAAGAAGUUGAGGUGGAACAACAAAAUGAAGAAGAACAAACUGCUUCACCUAAAGAAAUGAGAGCUGUGAUACUCAGUGGGUUUGGUGGUCUAAAAGCGGUUAAAAUAAUGAAAAAACCUCUACCAACUGUUGGUAAAGGCGAGGUCUUGAUACGGGUUAAGGCAUGUGGAAUGAACUUUAUGGAUGUCAUGGUCAGACAGGGUUUGAUAGACAGCCCUCCCAAAACUCCAUUUAUCUUAGGAUUUGAAUGUGCUGGAGAAGUGGAAGGUGUAGGAGAAGGAGUGACAGAUAUUAAGGUUGGUGACAGAGUAGCUGCUCUGACUGAAUACAAGGCUUGGGCAGAACUAACUGCUGUUCCUGCUAAGUAUGUUUACCCAUUACCUGAAGGAAUGAACUUUCUAGAUGCUGCUUCUAUGUUGAUGAAUUAUGUUGUUGCUUACAUUCUGGUGUUUGAUGUGGGCAACAUUCGUAGUAACCAAAGUGUCCUUGUUCAUUCAGCAGGUGGAGGAGUGGGACAAGCCAUAUCUCAACUUUGUAAAAGUAUACAAGAAGUAACACUUCUUGGAAUAGCUUCAAAACAUAAGCAUGAUUCAAUUAAAGAUUCUUUCACUCGUCUUCUGGACCAUGACGUAGACUAUGUACAGGAAGUAAAGAAGUUAUUUCCUGAUGGUGUAGAUGUUGUUUUGGACUGUUUGUAUGGAGAUGAUGCAAAAAAAGGGUAUAACCUCUUAAAGCCCUUAGGACGCUAUAUUUUAUAUGGAACAUCAAGUUUUGUGACAGGAGAAACAAAAAGCUUCUUCAGUUUUGCAAAAUCGUGGUGGCAGGUAGAAAAAGUGAACCCCAUGAAGUUGUUCGAUGAGAACCACUCUAUCUCGGGAUUCCAGCUGCGUCGCCUUCUUUACCAGCAAGGAGCUCAUGAAUAUGUUCGUGGAGUUGUGAUCAAAAUCUUUAAAAUGUGGGAAGAUGGACAUAUAAAACCUGUUAUAGAUUCCACAUGGGCAUUUGAAGAUGUCCCAGAAGCCAUGCAAAAGCUACAUGAUAGAAAAAAUAUUGGAAAAAUAACUCUUGAUCCCAGUAUGGAACCUAAACCUAAGCUUCAGACCAAAGGUAAUAAAGAGAAAGAUAAAGAAAAUAAAAAUGAGCAAUCUGCUGGUGAAGGAACUUCACAAGAAGCUACAGAUGCUAAGACAGAGGAAGAUGAUUCUGCUGCUCCACCUUCUGCCAACUAAAGCUUGAAAUAACAGUGACAAACCUAAGGCAAAAUACUUGCUCCAAAUUGAAAUCUCCAUUCCUAUAAAUUCAAUGCUUCACUUCAUAACAUAUCCUUUUUCUUGUCUGGUAGUUUGUUAUUGUACCAUUCCCUUGUUUUUCUUUCCUCUAAUGUCCUAAUAUUUUGCCUUUGUGAUUUAUUCUCAACUAGUUAAAUCUGAAAGCUUCGUUUUGUUUUUCUUGUACCAAAAUUAUAAAGUGUAAACUUAAAGUAACUUUUUUAUUAAUUUGAUAACUUAACUUUGAAUUAACACCUUAUUAACCACAAUAUAGAAGCUAAAAAUAGUAUUUUCUGUUGCAAUUUUUUUCUUGUUGUCAUAAGUUAAUUCCAAUAUACAUACCAUGUAUAACAUUUCUAUCUUAUGGUGUCAAAACAAAAUUCUUCCUGUACAAAACAUUCCCAAAGGUAACCUGAUGAUAAUUCUAAUUUUUAACGCAUCUUUCUCUUCAGUUCACAUAAAUUAACUUAUUAUGAACUAUACUUGCCACUAGUGUCACAAAUCUAUAUAUAACUUUUGGACUACAAACUUCAAGUUAACUGAAUAAACAGUAACUUAUUUAUUGACCAGCUAAUUAUUUUCAUAGUAAUUAUACUUGCUGUUAUCUUUGGUCGUUAGCCUAAAAUUAAAAUGGAGUUACUAAUUUAACUUGAACACAUUUUCCAGACUUAUGUUUUUGAUUUUACACUUUAAUAUUUGGAAAGAUUAGUUGUUUGUAUGUAAUCAUUAGUGUCUUUUUUUGUAGGUGCUUUAUUUUCAAGUAACCUAACACCUCAAAGUCUAAGUCAUUUGUUUUUGCAGUCUAACUUAUUGCUCAAUUUAUUUUUAUACACUUUGUAAUUUUCUAUAUUUAUACGUUUAAAUAUACAUUCAAAUGAGGUAAACUGUAAUAUUUAUUAUGUUUCAGUUUUUCUUUGAUACAUUCACCCAAUCACUGCUGUUGCAUAAUAUUGUACUUUUAAUAAUGCUGAAAUGAUCUGUAUGUCAAAUGUUGCCACUCUCAUUGUGGUUAUAUUUUGAUGUUCUAUUGUAAAUUUGAAUGUAAAAUAAAAAAACGAAUCUAGAUUU